Aphanomyces invadans is the source of this 1095-nucleotide messenger RNA. RefSeq lists its product as hypothetical. The record is from RefSeq and is a predicted model, not a curated record. Lineage: Eukaryota; Oomycota; Saprolegniomycetes; Saprolegniales; Verrucalvaceae. The transcript has 6 exons. Bases 1 to 1095 code for a protein of 364 amino acids.
AUGCUCUUCGACUUGGCACCGGCGUUCUCACGCGCGGUAGCCGUCAACACCUCCGAUGUUAUUGCUCCUUCUGCGUUUGCCCCACCUCUUCAUGGAUGUCCUGCCUUGGCGAUCGCCACCACCGACACAGCGGCGACCUCGUCGUACCGACUCGCGAUGGUGAAAGUAGCCACCAAGUGCUCAGUGGUGGAGCAAGCUCGCCAAGUGCAAGGCAUGCGAGGAGUCGUUGGUGCUGUCUUCUUCAACAGCUCGGCCAACGUCGAUGACGCGACCCUCCCUUUCGUCGACACUACCGUUGUGCUCCACUUGCGCGGGGCGUUCGCCAAGGCUUAUUACGACCAUGUUGAGAUUGUGCUGUAUGCAUCCUCUACUUCGCCGUCGUUGACACCUCUCUUGGCUUCAAUCAUCUCGGCUUUUGAGCCGUCAACGGUGCGCUUCACACCGCAUGUUCAAGUGUACCCGGCCAAGGAAUGGGGCUGCGACAGCCGUCCACUUCAAAACAACUGCCCGUCGCUGUGCGUCGACGACGCCUUUUGCACAUUCGACCCCGACAACGACCCAGAUCGUGAGAACUCUGGAGCGGACAUGCUGCUUCAACACGUCCGCCUGUGGCGCCAAUGCGUCGAUUUCAAUCGCACAAUACUCGUCCUCGAGCACGAAGCGCAGCUGCUCUUUGCGUCGGGGCUCACGGAUUUCCCAGCUCUUACCGUCGUCGAUCCGCUGCUCUAUGGCGUGGAAAGUGGUUCCACCGGCUACGACAGCUUCCGCUUCAGCAACACGAGCCGCACUCUCGUGCGGCGUGCGCACAUGAACCGACUUCCUGCCAACGACCCGCAUUGCAACCGCCUUUGCAUGGAUGGCAAGGGCGUGCCAUGGGGCAAAGCUCAAGUCGAUCCGUGCGGCACUUGCGGUGGCCACGGUAUGCGGGUGGGUCUUGGUCGAAAUGGAUGGAUACGAUCGUUCGACGCGUGUGGCCUGUGCGCUGAUCCCUGCCGACAAAACUUCAAGUGCGUUGUCGACAACGGCAGCAGCGAGGCGGUCGUACAGCACGUCGUCCACGGUCUCCCGUGCGUGCCGCCGACCUCGAAUGAAUAA